This is a messenger RNA of Lampris incognitus (smalleye Pacific opah), 6468 nucleotides long. RefSeq names its product myosin phosphatase Rho-interacting protein-like. Gene Ontology annotation, molecular function: actin filament binding. The coding region runs from base 1 to 5337 and encodes 1778 amino acids. The record is from RefSeq and is a predicted model, not a curated record. NCBI's taxonomy places the organism in Eukaryota, Metazoa, Chordata, Actinopteri, Lampriformes, Lampridae. The transcript has 22 exons. Gene Ontology annotation, biological process: actin filament organization. Gene Ontology annotation, cellular component: actin cytoskeleton.
AUGUCAGGGGACAAGGCUGCCACUCCGUGUAAUAAAUUUCAAGCGAAUAUUUUUAACAAAAGUAAAUGCCAGAACUGCUUCAAGUCCAGGGAGCUGCAUCUGUUGACGGAUCAUGACAUGGAACAGGCAAAGCCCAUCUAUGGAGGCUGGCUGUGUUUGGCCCCCGAAGGGACAGACUUUGACAAGCCAAUGCAGAGGUCAAGGAAAUGGCAGCGCCGCUUCUUCAUCCUGUACGAGUACGGCAGUCUCAGCUUCGCCCUGGAUGAGCUGCCGAGCACGUUACCACAGGGGACGGUGAACAUGAACCUGUGCACAGAGGUCAUCGACGCCGAGCCCCGCACGGGCCAGAGGAACUCGCUCUGCAUUGUCACGCCUGAGCUGGAAAUCUUCAUCCGCGGGGAAAGUAAAGACAUCAUUAACGGAUGGAAUGAACAGCUCGGGCAGUACCCACGGAUCAACAAGCAGAACCAGAACAAAAAGCGAAAAGUAGAGCGUGUUACCACCCAGGAACCAAGUCCAGCAAAGAUGGCCGUCACUGAGCCGUGUUUCUCAGCCACAGAGCGAGGUGGAGAGCCCGGCUGUAGCCUGUGGCAGCAAAAACAGUCAGGCAGGGGAGCCGAUCUAAACCCUACCUGGACCGUCACAGACACACACCCUCUGGGCCCAAACCAGCACCCUGCAGGUGGUUUUCAUCCUGCAGAGGACGGCUGGUUUGCCGACCAUUUUAGCUCCUUAGCAUCAGUCUGCAGUGGCAGUGCUGACCCCGGCAGUGCCGGCCAGCCUGCCGGUACUGAGCCAAACGGCAUCCACACGUCGACAAGUAUCAAGAGCCAGUGGGAAGACACAUGCCAUCGCAACCUAUCAGAGAGGCCGACGGGACCUGAGACGGCAAUUUCGGGGGAAGCCGGCGAAGAGCAGGAGGGGGGUCAGGCCCUUUCUAGGAAAGGCAGAAGCGAGGCCCGCGCCAGCAAACGGGAGAAACUCCUGUCGUUGGGGGACAUGGUCCAGCUCGCCGCACCCCCUCCUCAGAGAAGAGCCAAGUCACUGGACCGCAGGACCUCUGACUCCAUCAUGACUCCAGAUUUACUUAACUUCAAGAAAGGCUGGAUGGUUAAGUUGGACAAGGAGGACAAGUGGAGGAAAUAUUGGUUUGUGUUGUCAGCUGACAGUCUGAGGUACUACAAGGACUCCAUAGCCGAGGAGGCUUCGGACCUUCAAGGUGAAAUUGACCUGACCAAGUGUCAUAAUGUCUCUGAGUACCAGGUGCACAGGAACUAUGGCUUUCAAAUCCAUACCCAGAAGGGUAUCUACACGUUGUCAGCCAUGACUUCUGGGAUACGAAGAAACUGGAUCCAGGCCCUGAUGAAGAACAUACAUCCACCCAAUGCUCCUGACGUUGCCAGUUUGCCGGGACACCAUGUGUCCAACAGCUCACAGGAAUACCUCCCCAAACCGGAUGUGACUCAGGACUCCCCCUUCACCGAGGCCCCUGGAGAAAUACCCCAGACCCCCAAACCCAUGAGUGUGCUUGAAAGACGGCAGGAGGGACGUUACCAGACCUUCGACUGGGCCGAAUUUUGGCCUUUGACCAAGCCCAUGCCGGAGCUGGAUGUUCAGAAGACCAAGGGCCCAUGGCUGUUGGAGCUGGGAGAUCUGGAGAGGAAACAGAGGCGAGAGGAGAGGAGAAGGAGGUAUGAGAGCAUGCUUGGGUUUCCUUUGACGUGUGAGGCGAUGAGAGACCAUGACAGAGAGGCGGACAGCGCCAGAGAAACCGAGCCCUGGUUACAACAGGAGGUGGAGGAGGAGAUAGAGAAAUACUGGCAGCAAGUGGAGAAGACUGGCUUCAGGCUGGAGAAAACAGUACCACUUUAUGCCAAGGACCAGGCCAAAGACACCGCUGAACUAGAGAGGUUGCUGGAUGGCUACAAAAAGGGGGUGGAGGAUUUGAAGGAGCGGUUGGCGGAGUCGGUUCAUCGCAGACUAGAGCUGGAAUCUCAGCUGAGAGCAAUGCAGCAGCAUCAGCAGCAAGUUUGUCCAUUGCUAAACUCCCCGUUAAACUCUGAGGAUGAGUUUGGCCAGUUGAGGACAAAUGAUAAGACGGCCAACAGUCCCACUCAGAGCCUAACAGACAUGUACAAGGAGACACGAGAGCUUCUCCAGCAGCAGAACUUGAUAAGGCAGAGCAUGCAAGAACAGCUUGUACUGUCUAUGUCCACACCUCAAAUCUCCCCCGGAAGUCAAACUUUGCCCAGCAUCUGGUUGCAUGGUGCCACUGAGGACGACCUGCGUGACCUUGGAGGCUUGCUGCCUUACUGCCCUGUGACAGAAAAUGCACCUUUACCAUCGCCUGUAUCAGACAGACAGCAGCACUCACCGGUUCAGAAGGAAGGAGAAUUGGAAGGGACAAACUUAGACAGUCCAACACCCAUUCACCAGGCCCAGACAGACAGCGAAGUCCAUCAGCUGGUACCCACUUUGGCAACGCAAAUAAACGGCAGCGAGGGCAGUACAGGUUUGCAGAUCAUGGAGGCGACUGGGGACAGAAUUGCAGACUCUCAAAGCUGCUAUAUUGGGGAGAAAAUAUCUCUGGAUAUGGCAACGGUGAAGCGACUGUCCCAGGAGGUGGAGAUGCUCACCAGCCAGAAUGAGGCCCUGAACCAGCGCAACCAGGAGAUGUUGAACCAGCUGACAGAAGCCGACUGGGAGAUAGAAGGGUUGAAAGCAGAGCUUGUUAGCCGGUACUGUGAACCCCAGCACCAGCAACACCUUCCUGAGGUGGAACAUCUAAGUAACACGAGGGUAGAAAGUCUGGACAUUGAGCUUAACAGAAGGAACCAGGAACUUCUGGAGGCCCAGUCUCUGAUUGCCUCUCUGGAGAGACGUCUGAGAGACACGGAGACACGGCUACAGCUGAAAGAGGCCUCUCUCCGGGACCUGGCGAUCCCAACAGAUAGCAAGGAGGUGGGAGAAGAAACUGACACAUGGCCCUCUGAGGACAAGCCAGACGAAUACUUGAGGUGUUUUGAAGCCACAGAGGCCAAGCUUACAGAGCUGGAGAGGCAGCUCUGUAAAUCAGAGCAAACCUGUAGGGCUCUCCAGACCCAAGACAAGGAGCUGAAGGAGGUUGAGAGACUCUACAGUCAGAGAUCUACAGAGUCAGUGAAUGACACUGGGGGACCGAAAGAAGAGUUGGAAAACAAAAAGUUGACAGGAGAGACACUGCUGGUUGGAAACGUUUCACUUUCAGAUGAGGAAAGGAUUCAGGAAGUUGUAGAGGGAAUGAUAAUGAGGUUGAAAACCUUGAGGAAAUUGAUGGAGGUGAUUGACAGAUCAGAUUUUGGAGUAAUGAAGAGAUCAUUGGUCAGUGAGCAUAAAGUAGAAAAACUCACACUGGUUGGCCAGCUUAAGUGGGAGGAACAGUUUUGGGGAGCACUGCUGAAUGGCUUGAAAGUAAGCCCUUCCCAGUUAAAUGAAGAGAAACUUGUAGAAGACCUCCUCAGUGAGAUGGCAUUACAUAUGGUAAUAGAGAAACAAAUGCUGCUCUUAGCCCAUGAUCUGCUGUCAGAGACGUAUUUAUGCACAGACUUUGGAAGUGGCGGGCCAGGGAGGAUUUGUGAAAACAAACCCUUGGAAGGUCUAGAUGUCAUUUGGAAUCUUGCAAGUGGAACAGAAUCUGAAAAUGUAGAGAGUGAUGAUAAUUGCGGGAUAUUACAGUUGAAUAACCAGCAUCGUGAUAGGGGAGAAAGCAACAGGAAAUUUUUUUCAGACAUCACGCUGAUGAAAAUGUCUUUGCUAAGCCACACUGCAUCCUCUAUUGGUGCCUCUAGUAAUGACAAACUUCAGUUCAUGGCUUGUAAACUUUGGGAUUUUCACAUCUCAGGGCAUUCCUGGAUAGAUUUCAUUUACUCUGCAGUAACUGAAGCAUUUUAUUGCCAUCACACAAGUAUGCUUCAUUCGGUGUAUCAGAGGGACCUCGAGGAAACCAAGCAGAGUCUGCUCACCUCCUCUCUCACCUGCAGAAACUGCGCUGGCCUAAUGAAUGAAAAUGAGGAGCUAAGAGCAAGACUGUCAACUCUAGAAAGGCAGCGAAAGUCCUCAGUAAGUGCUGAGAUGCCUACUGCUAACCAGACAGAUGCAAUUUACCUACAGAACAGAGACUGUGAGUUAGAAAACAGAACAGAUAGGCAGAUAGCAGACACCACACCUGCAGGUGUUGUAGAUGAAAUUGAGGAAGAGACCCUAGAACAGAACAGCACUGCUAAAGACAACGGGCAGAAACUUGAAAUGGCAGAAGAAAUGGUUGAGGGAGACUCAUUGCCUAAUGUAAUGGAAAUCCCUGUUUUAAAUGCCAUGGGUCUGAGCGGCAUCCCAGACGAGGUUUCGGGCGAAAACACUGCAUCGGUUGAUGUGUCAAAGGAUGCGGAUGUGAACACUGAGCUGGAGGAGGUUGUGUUGUUAAGAGGAAGAGUGAAGGCUCUGGAGGAGCAGCUGUCUGUCGUCACACAGGAGAUGGAAGCAGAGCUCCAUGGGAAAAUGGGUUCCCUACAGCUGGAACAUGGGAGGGAACUGGACAAGCUUAAGGCCGCAUGCGAGUUUGGCUUUGACACGAUGUCAAAGUCCCACCAGAGGUUCCUGGAGGAGGUGCAGCGGAGACACCAGCUGGAACUGGAGCAUCUCAUGAAAGAGAGGGACAGACUACUGGAGGAAGAGACCGCCGCUACUGCUACUGCAAUUGAAGCCAUAAAGAAUGCAUAUCGCCUGGAGCUGGAGAGGGAAGUACAGAGGAUAUGUCUGUCAGAGAACAGCGCGGGAAUGGCCGAUCUGGAGGAAAUAUGCCAGCAGCACAGAGAGGAGCUGUCUUCCUGUCAGCGGGAGCUGGAGGUGUUGUCCCAGCAGUAUUCUCUGAAGUGUCUGGAGAAUGGACACCUUGCUCAGGCUCUGGAUGCAGAGAGGAAAGCCUUGUUUCAAUGCCAGCAGGAGAACCAGGACCUGAGGACCAGAGACCAGGAGUUAAGUGGUCACCUUGCAGCAGAGAUCACCAGACUGUGCUCCCGGGCCAAGCAGGAUGCCCCCCACAUUAGUCAAGGGAUGGAUGUCUAUGAGAUGGAGAUUACCUUGCGAGUGAAAGAGUCAGAGGUCCAGUGUCUGAAGCAGGAGGCCACCUCGCUGAAGGACGAACUGCGGUCGGCACAGAGGGACAAGAGGAAUGCGACACAGAAGUACAAGGACAUUUACACGGAGCUGAGCGUCACGAGGGCCAAGGCCGAGAGAGACGUGGAUCAACUCAGAGAGAACCUGAUGUUGGCCCGAAAGGCUCUGGGAGAGCCCUCACCGUGAAGCACACCAUCACUUAGAUUAAGGGAAAAGCUUGCCGACUGCUGCUUUUGAAAGACUUUCUGCUUUUUUGAGUUUUGUAAAAACCUUCAGGUUGCACUGGUGUCACUCAUGACGAGAUAAAGAAAAGAUUCACUGUCAUAUCACCGCUUCGGUGCUGCCCCCGAGGGACUUGUUUGAAAGAAGACAUUUUAGAAAUCCACUGUUACAGAAAGCCCCCAGAGCCUGCCACUGCCCUAUUUAACACAUCCGAGAGCUUUUUUCCCCCCCUCUGUGACUCCACCCAACACUCUUUAUAUUUUUGAUCUCUCAACACUGGAGUCAGUCAAAAAUGCUUUAAUCUUGACUUGAUGGAAAACUGCAGGGAAGUUAUGACUUGAGGACCUAGAAGAGUCCAUUUGAUAGGGUUUAUUUUUCCCCCCAGAAUAUCAACCAAACAUAUUCAUUACAGAAAACAGAGCUAUAUCAAAAAUAAGUAGUCAUCGUUAUAAGGGCUCCUAAAGGAGUAAUCAUUUUUGGAUUUCCAGAAGCCCUCAUACACAUUAACACAUCUAGUAUUACUGUCAUAAUUGUUGACAGUGUUUCCCCCCCUGUGGAGUAUGAUAGAAGAUUUGACUGGAAUGACCCAGAUUUAUAACAUUUUUGCUUCUGCAGUAAGUUUUUUUUCCCCAGAAUCAAAACCAUUAGUCUUUUGAUAAUGAGCUGUUUCUAAUAGAAAAAACAACCGUAAUAGUGGCCACAAAUUUCAAAUUUUUGAACAACUUUAUUUAUGGUUAUAAUUAGAAAUGAAAUCUGUCGAGGCCCAAGAAAACAUAUUUUCCAUAUCAAAGGGCUAGUUUUCCUCCUUUCUACAAUGUUCCCUGUAAAAUGAUACACAAGCUGCUGCACUGUACUGUGUUAUUCAGUUCCACAAUGUGUAUAUAGUAUAUUGCUUUAUCUGUUGAAGGGAACUAAUUUCUAAACAAUUUUUGGUAAUUAAUACCUUUAAUGGAAAAUAAUAGUCACACCCCAACUGUCAUUUCUGUCUAUUUGUGUACACAAUGUCCUACUGAAUGGAUUUCUUUUUCUUAAAUUAAAUGCUAAUUUGGUCGUUAUGAAUUUGUUAACAAAAAUAUUUCUGUUUUUUCAACCUUC